UUGUUUGAGAGCAGAGAGAUAUGGUGUGGAUCAGUCUCUCCUCCAUGUGUCUCUCUCGAACACUUGAACGUCUUAAACACAGUAACUGGUAAAUACCAGAAUUUUUUAGUACCAACAACAAUGUAUUUAGCUCCUACAACUCAUCCAUCUCUCUGUUCUUCACCACCACUGCCAAGAAAGCACAUCCCAGCUUUGAUUUGUCAUACCAAUAAGUUGUACUUUUUAUCCAAAAAUUCUUCAUUUGUCACCGCUUGUACCAGUGGUAAUACUAGUUCAAGCUGUUUUCUCAGUGCCCAGUUGUCAAAGCCUGCGCUUUUCAUAGUAAAGGCAUCGGAAACUGAGCCCAAGUCCCAGACAACAGAAAGUGAUGGAGAAGGGGGUGAGCAAGAGCAACAACCGUAUGAAGAGUAUGAAGUAGAGUUGGUGCAGCCAUAUGGGCUCAGAUUCGCGAAGGGUCGAGAUGGUGGAACUUAUAUUGAUGCCAUUGCGCCCGGUGGAGCUGCCGACAAGACUGGGUUGUUCACUGUUGGCGAUAAAGUACUUGCAACUAGUGCAGUUUUUGGGGAAGAAAUAUGGCCUGCUGCAGAAUAUGGGAGGACAAUGUACACCAUUCGUCAGAGGAUUGGUCCUCUACUCAUGAAAAUGCAGAAGAGAUAUGGGAAGUUGGAGGAAACCGGUGAGUUAACAGAAAAGGAGAUAAUCAGAGCUGAAAGAAAUUCUGGUGUCAUUAGCAACAGAGUGAGGGAAAUUCAAAUGCAAAACUACUUGAGGAAGAAGGAACAGAAAGAACGCAGAGAAAGGGAUCUUCGAGAAGGGUUGCAGCUUUAUAGGAAUGCCAAAUAUGAGGAAGCAUUGGAGAAAUUUGAGUCUGUAUUAGGAUCGAGACCAGAUCCAUAUGAAGCUUCAGUAGCCAGUUACAAUGUUGCCUGCUGUUAUUCUAAGCUUAAUCAGGUACAAGCUGGACUGUCUGCCCUUGAGGAUGCCUUGCUAGCCGGAUUUGAAGACUUCAAGAGAGUCCGUUCGGAUCCAGACCUGGCCGCUUUAAGAAAAUCUGAGGAAUUUGAACCUCUGUUAAAAAGAUUUGAUGAAUCAUUUAUCAAUGAGAGUGCGAUCAAUGCCAUCAAAUCUUUGUUUGGAUUCAACAAGAAAUAGAGCCAGGAAUUCACUUCCACAAAAUAAAAGGACUUGAGCUGCAGUUUGUAUAAGCUCAUCAGGUGCUGACAUGGGGGUUGGCUAAUGGCUAAGCCAUCUGGUGCUUAAGAGAAAUCGGUUUCACUGAUACGAAUUGGUGCAUUGCCCUGCUUCUGAAUUAGUUUUUGGAGAAAUUUAUUUGAUUUCCCAAGUGUUGUUUCUGAACUUCUUCUUCUUUUUUUUUUUUCUUUUUUUUUUCAAAUAGCAUCAUUUAUUUAUAUUUUGAUGACAUGACAAUUAUAGUAUACUGAAUAUUAAAUAGAGAAAAGAAUUUUAGUUUGAACCAA
Messenger RNA from Ziziphus jujuba (common jujube), 1478 nucleotides. Its product is annotated as protein MET1, chloroplastic. Gene Ontology annotation, molecular function: protein binding. The record is from RefSeq and is a predicted model, not a curated record. Lineage: Eukaryota; Viridiplantae; Streptophyta; Magnoliopsida; Rosales; Rhamnaceae. The coding region runs from base 121 to 1152 and encodes 343 amino acids. The transcript has 7 exons.